Molecule: messenger RNA, 1527 nt
Organism: Medioppia subpectinata
Lineage: Eukaryota; Metazoa; Arthropoda; Arachnida; Sarcoptiformes; Oppiidae
Source: the annotation of a GenBank genome assembly
AUGCGUUUACAAGGGAGGGGUGGGUUCGGAGAGGUAUAUCACGUGAGGCACAGUAUUGAAGGGGAAGAGUACGCGGUAAAAGUUGUCAAGUUCCUUGACAUUUAUGGCGAUCACAAAAGACAGGAAAUAUUAAAAGAAGUGCAAAAUUUAGUUAAAUUGCGCUCAGAUUUUGUAGUCAAUUAUCGCAACUCAUGGCGUGAAGACAAUCUUCUUUACAUUCAAAUGGAUUUUUAUACACAAAAUCUACAGACGAUUAUCGAUAAUAAGCACAUUGUGUUUGGGAGACAACCGGAAGAGCCGAUGAAAGUAUACGAGUAUUUUAUUUCUUGUGAAAUACUUAAAGAACUGUUAGAGAGUGUGAAGUAUUUACACGACUCGUGUCCACCAGUUAUCCAUCGAGACCUCAAACCGUCAAAUGUUUUGAUUUCACAAAAUAGUAAUAAUAAUCGGUUUCUAAAACUUUGUGACUUCGGUUCCGCCACUUUCCACACCAUGACAUCCAUGAGCCACACUUCUAAUGUUGGAACUUCACAAUAUAUGGCACCAGAAACAAUCGGCCGACCAGUGGUCGAGUACUCGACGACUAUAAUGAGUGAUAAUAAUUUAAAUCACAAAUCGCGUGAUCGUUUAGAUGACGAUAAUAAGACAAAUGCAGUGAACAAACCUGUGGUCACUAAAAGAAAUAGUGUUUUGAAUACGAAGGUCGAGAAUAUGUCCCAAAACGAGGAAACGGUUGUUAAACUUAGAGCCGAUGAGGAGAGGGACAGACGUGUGGAGCGCGAGAAACACGAGAUGAAGGCCUCGACUGCGGCCGAAAAAGAGAGACAACAAGUGGUGACUAAAUCGGUGGUUAAUUCCGAGUCCGACGCAGAGAACCAACGAUCGGAGUCCGUGAAAACUGCGACUCCGAGUGAUAAUAGCGGGUCGCCGACAAGACUGACCGCUACGGCACUGUAUGACUACACAGCGGGCGAUCACGAUGGAGAUAGUUUGAAUGAAAUUAGUUUCGAUCCCGAUGAAUUGAUCACUGAUAUAGAGAUAAUCGACGAGGGCUGGUGGAUUGGGAGGUGUAGAGACAAAGUGGGACUCUUUCCCGCCAAUUAUGUACAAAUCAAUCAAAAGGCUAAAUCAGAAGUCACUGACAAAACGAAUGAUAUAGAAAUCGCAUCGAUUGGUGGCAAUAGUCUAGCAAUUGAUCCCAAAUAUAAGUCUUUUGAUAAUAAAGUAGACAUUAAUUGUAUUCAAUUAUUUCACGUUUUCGAUGACGAGAAUGGGUUUAAUAUAUUGUUUGCAACGAAUAAUAAUAUGGUUUACGGCAUGGGAUCUAACUAUUGGGGAACACUUGGAUUGGGACACGACAUGCCUUGCAUAUAUGGUUGGGGCAGUAAUUCAAAUGCACAGUUAGCCCGAUCACAUACGGUUGCGGUGCAUUUCACUCACUUGUUGUCACCGGUGAUGACUGUGUCUACGGAUGGGGCGAUAAUAAUUAUGGACAAUUGGGUUGUGGGGAACAGCAACUUAAAAUAA